Messenger RNA from Colletotrichum godetiae, 2034 nucleotides. RefSeq lists its product as uncharacterized. Bases 1 to 2034 code for a protein of 677 amino acids. Lineage: Eukaryota; Fungi; Ascomycota; Sordariomycetes; Glomerellales; Glomerellaceae. The transcript has 5 exons. The record is from RefSeq and is a predicted model, not a curated record.
AUGAAAGGAAAAGUACAAACAGUCGGCGAUUAUGAAGAAGGAAGUUUCGAUUCAAUUUCCAUAAGGAAGGAGGAUCAGUUCAAGUUCAAAGUUGAUGCCACCGUAUGCCCUGUAGGCCCUAUCGUCCCUGUAGUCCCUACGGUUCCUUCCAACUCUGUCAUACUUGUCACCUCUACGGGAAACUUUUACAUCCAGCACUUGUCAAGGUACUGUCUUCUCAUGCCCGAAUUUGAACCCGUCUCACAAGAAAUAGCAGCAGCAACGCGGAAAGCCAGAUCAGCGAGGUCCGAAAACAUGGCUUGCAUACCGAGCCUGCCCCUCAAUGUGUUCGAGGCCCAACAGAAGCAGGUGGUGGCCGACGGCACCGACUACCUGGCGGACGUCAAGGUUCGCCUCAAUGUGGUUCGGGGUGGAUUCGACGAUACCGCAACCGAUUUAGGAUUCGCCAGAGACGAGCCCAUCACCUUCAAUGGCCUCGACGACCUCACCCGCGUCGCGACAGUGGCGGCGUUCAUGGAGCAAGCGGCACCGUACAGGCAAACCCAAAGGCGAGUCGUAAAUCUGGGAGAAGCGAUCAGGUCGAUAUGGAAGGAGUUGCCCCUCAAGGGCGUGAUACCCAAGGAGAUCAUUGUCGAGGACGCCGAGGCUAGGCAAGUGGCUGAGAUGCGUGAAAAGAACUCCGAGGUGAUCAAGGAGAAGGCCACCGCAACUGAAGCUCGGCUCCGCAAGGCAGAGAGCUCAGUCAAGAGCCUUCAGUCGGCCCUGCAGAGUUUCUCGGAGACUACACAAGGCGAGCCAGAGAUCGACCAAGACGACAGUGAGAUGGACCAGGACCAAUCGCAAGAGGAUAUGUGCAACGCGUUCAAGAAGUGCGUCACUGGUCUGAAGACGCAGAUAGCUUCCCUCAAGGAACGCAACGCAGCACUCGAGCUGCGAGCAGAUACUACUGAGAGCAACAUCAAGCAUCUUCAAGACAGCCUCGGUACAGAGCAACAGAGGGUUAUGGAUCUCUCAGAUGACAAUAAGAAGGCCAAGAUGAAGCUGAGGGAACUUGGAGAGGACUAUGCUUACGAGAGCACACUGGCGACGACCAAUGGCGGCAAGUAUCUAGAUCUCAAGUCAUUUCACGACAUUCUCAAGAGUGAAAACGCAAAGCUCGAGGCGGAUCACAAAGGCCUCGUCUCGAGUCACCGGGAGGCCAACUCUGCUCAUGGGAAUGCCAUCAGGGAUAUGCAGUUGAAGUUGAGCAAGGCCGAAUCUACCCUCAAAGACUUGGAGUUGAAGUUGAAGGAGGCCCAUUCCAACCAUAGCAAGGCCAAGUCCGCUCACGAGAACGCCAUCAAAGCCUUGGAGAAAAGGCUGUCCGAUGAUGCGACCUCUCACGAAGAGGCAAUCAAGGAGAUUGAGACUAGGAUGACUGAUGCCGUGUUCAGUAAUACAGAGGCCACUACGUCUCCGAAGAAUUCCCAUGUUGAUGAGCUGGUGAAUGUGGCGCAACAGCACGAGGAGGUAAAAGUCAGAGAACACGAUGUGUGGUUUUACACCGCAUCCGAGAAACUGGAGCGCAUGCGAUCGGACCUGGAAGCGGAAAGGACACUGCACAAUAUCACUGUAGCCGAUAUCCAGACCGCGAGAGCAGAGCUCGUCGCGAAGACGACCCACUUUGAUGCCAAGGUCGAGGAGCUCAGGCAAGAGGGUGUUCGCCUCGGCAUGUGGUACCUUCACGAGGCGCCUCAGAUCGCGGUCGUGGAUGACGUAGAUCCCACUUUUCCGGAGUACCUGACGUUGACAAUCCCAGCGGAAGAUGGCGAUUACAGCGGCGAUUGCGAGAUUGUCAGGAGGCAAGGAUGGCCCCUGUGCGUCAUGUUCAACACGGCCAAAAAGGUCUGCUGGUUCGUCAACCCAGACUGCUGCAAGCUUACUCUGCUACAGUGGUCAUUCCGUGGUCCAUCAAGGACGAUGACCAUGGUGGCGAUGGAGGGUAAAGCAAUUUUGUUCCGAGCUCGGGCCUGGCUGGAUGUUCUGAUGGAAUAG